UGCCCUCUCAUAGGCACUCACUUCUCUUUUCUAGAUGUUCACCAUGUAAAGAGAAAAUAAGAAUUUCGUAGUGACACUCGAUGCUGACCGGGACGCAGUAUAACAUUGCAGCGCGGGACUUAAGAAUGAAAAGUAAAGAAAGGAAGAAUAUUCAAGAUGGUAAAAGGAGAAAUGAGCACAGUCACAAGGAUAAUGUGUAUGGGAAUAUGGUUGAACUAGACAAAGAACCAACACUGGCCAAAUCCAUAGAAAUUGAUGAAGCGUCGACAACCAUGGACAACGAUAUCAGUGAUGAUGUGUAUGUGAAUGUGGAUGAUCUAAACAAAGAAGCAGAACUGAAGAGAUCUAAGGAGAAGAAAACGCCAAAAACCAUGAAAGUGUCAACGAGAAUAACCACAAAGGAACGGUUAAUUCUAGCAGCUCUGAUCUUUCUAUUUAUCAUGUUCCUCUUUUUGAUUGUCAUCACAAGUCUCCUGUUAAAAUACUAUUUGGCAAUGAGUGAAGAGAUGUCACAUCAGAAGAAUCAUGCAGACGAUCAACAACAGAUGGUCCUUGAAGAUGUCAAAACAGUUAAAAAUAAUUUAGAAAAUGUCAAACAGAAUUUCCUCCAGGAUAUCAAAGCUAUUAACAAGACCUUGGAGAUUGUCUGCAGAACUUGCCCCCCUGAAUGGAAGCCAAUAGGUCUCUUCUGUUACUACUUCUCUACAGACACAUUGUCUUGGGACAAUGCUAAAGAUGAGUGUGUCAGAAAAGGAUCAGCACUUGCAUUUCUCAAAAAUAAGGACGAGACGGAUGCCUUGAAAGCUUCCCUUGAAAAUGGCAGGUACUGGAUUGGACUGAGACGUGAUACAGACCCUGGAAAAUGGAAAUGGGUGGAUGGAUCAAUGUUGACUCACAGCACCUGGAAGAAAGGAGAGCCAAAUAACUUACAGAAUGAGGAUUGUGCCGAAUCUGAGAGUGGAUACUGGAAUGAUCUGACCUGCGAAAGAAAAUUGAAGUAUAUUUGCAAGAAAUGGUGCUGCUGCUGAAUUUGGAGUACUUAUAGCAUCUGAACCAAAGUUCAUCUGACUUCAAGAAGAUUAUCUCAACUACUGUAUAUCAGCGUCGUAUCAAUCAUCCUAUCUCAGAAAAUGGCUCAGUUAUAUCUUUUUAAAUGGGAACAGAGGAUGGUGGAUGGUGGAGUAGGAAUAUGUAGGGUCUUCUUACAAAACAGUAAUAAUUCAAAGUUCCCUUUAAAUAAAUAUAUAUUCACAAGAA
Messenger RNA from Bufo bufo (common toad), 1257 nucleotides. RefSeq names its product CD209 antigen-like protein E. The record is from RefSeq and is a predicted model, not a curated record. The transcript has 11 exons. Lineage: Eukaryota; Metazoa; Chordata; Amphibia; Anura; Bufonidae. Bases 81 to 1028 code for a protein of 315 amino acids.